Molecule: messenger RNA, 4686 nt
Organism: Manacus vitellinus (golden-collared manakin)
Lineage: Eukaryota; Metazoa; Chordata; Aves; Passeriformes; Pipridae
Gene: POLK
Product: DNA polymerase kappa
Exons: 15
Coding region: 326-2920 (864 amino acids)
Biological process (GO): error-prone translesion synthesis
Cellular component (GO): nucleus
Molecular function (GO): damaged DNA binding; DNA-directed DNA polymerase activity
Source: RefSeq, a predicted model, not a curated record
CUGUGAUGUCCCAGGGCGUGGGACGGGCAGAGCUGGUACUCUGGUGGGUCGGCGUUCGGCACCAGCUGCGAGGUACUGCGGGUGUCCUGGCAUCCAUUUAUCAAACUGCUUUCGCAGUUGAGGGAACAAACCGCUGAUUUCUUUCUUCAGACUUAAGUCUGACACACCUGUAUUCGUCCAUGUUUAUGGAUAGAGGAAUAUUUGCAGAGAGGGGGAAAAACCCAACCCCACCGUUGAACCUUCAAGAUUUUUGGGCAGGUGUAGUGGUUUGAGAAGGACUUACGAUAUUAAGUCUUAAAACAGGUACUUGUUUUCAAGAAGUACAAUGGACGAUAAGAAAAAAGUUGCUAACAGCUCUUGCGAUGAUGGAUUUCUACUUAGAAUGGGCCUUAAUGAUAACAAAGCUGGAAUGCAAGGUUUGGAUAAAGAGAAAAUCAAUAAAAUCAUCAUGGAAGCUACCAAGGGUUCUAGAUUUUAUGAAAAUGAACUUAAAAAAGAUCAACAAGUUAACCAACGAAUUGAAAAAAUGAUGCAGCUAAAAGAGAAAAUUACAACACAACAGCUCUUGAAAGCACAACUGCAGGUGGACAAACUUGUGGUAGAACUGGAACAGACCCGUAACCUUAGCAGUACAAUUGUACACAUUGACAUGGAUGCCUUCUAUGCAGCUGUGGAAAUGAGAGACAAUCCAGAGCUGAAGGAAAAGCCUAUAGCAGUGGGAUCAAUGAGUAUGUUGUCCACCUCAAAUUACCAUGCUAGAAGAUUCGGUGUGCGUGCAGCCAUGCCAGGAUUUAUUGCUAAAAAGCUAUGUCCACAUCUAACUAUAGUACCACUAAACUUUGAAAAAUAUGGCAAAGUGAGUAAAGAGGUUAGAGAAAUACUGGCUGAAUAUGAUCCCAACUUUAUGCCUAUGGGCCUAGAUGAAGCCUACCUGAACAUAACAGAGCACUUGGAGGAAAGACUGAACUGGCCUGAAGAUAGGAGAAGAUUCUUUUUUAACACAGAAAACCCUACAGGUGUAGAUAAAGAUGAUAUGAAUAUGUCUGACAAAUUUAAUGAGGGUGAAUGCUCUUCUUCACCGGUACUGUUUGAAGACAACACAUCUCACCUUAAACAAAGAAGUCAAUCAGUAGAAAAUUCAGUUGUCUUUGGUACUUCUGCAGAGGAAGUUGUGAAGGAAAUUCGCUUUAGGAUUGAGCAGAAAACUCAACUGACUGCUAGUGCAGGAAUAGCACCAAAUACAAUGUUAGCAAAAAUGUGCAGUGAUCGUAAUAAGCCUAAUGGGCAAUACAGAAUUACUCCUGAGAGACAAGCAGUUCUAGACUUCCUAAAAGAUUUACCCAUUAGAAAGGUGCCAGGCAUAGGAAAAGUAACAGAGAAGAUGUUAAAAGCCCUUGGAAUUGUGACUUGCUCAGAACUUUACCAGCAGAGGGCACUGCUUUCUCUUCUGUUUUCAGAAAUAUCUUGGCGUAAUUUCUUGGAUAUUUCCCUUGGUUUGGGCUCAACACAUUUGGAAAAGGAUGGAGAAAGAAAAAGUAUGAGUACUGAAAGAACAUUCAGUGAAAUAAACAGAGCAGAAGACCAGUACAGUUUGUGUCGAGAACUCUGCAGAGACCUUGCUCAAGAGCUACAGAAAGAAGGACUUAAGGGUAAAACUGUUACCUUGAAGUUAAAGAAUGUGAACUUUGAAGUUAAAACAAGAGCUUCAACUGUGCUGUCUUCUGUUUCUACUGAGGAGGAAAUAUUUGCUGUUGCUAAAGACUUGUUAGGAACAGAAAUUGAUAGUGUUGCUCCUCACCCUCUACGGAUCAGACUUAUGGGUGUACGAGUAUCAGGAUUUCUAAGUGAAGAAGAAAAGAAGUACCAACAAAAAAGCAUUACGAGUUUCUUAAAAUCAGGAAAAGAAAUUGGUUUCCUUAGGCUUCAGCCAGAGAAGUCUAACCAAGAGUAUUUCACAAAAAGUUCAGAAGCAUCUCAUAGAGGGAGUUUUUUUGAUCAAAAGCGAGCAGCAAGGCUGCUAAACAGUGAGAAUCUUCCUCCAAAUGAAGCUGUAGGUAAGCAGCUCUUUCACGAUAGGAAGUCAUCGGCAAAUUUUGUGGAAGAAACAAAGAAACUCACAGGUUUCCAGAGUUCUAAUGUCUGUAAGAUCUUCACCUGCCCUGUUUGCUUUGAGGAGCAAAGCAGUGAUAAUUUGGAAGAACUUAAUAGACAUAUUGAUGAGUGCCUCAAUGGGACAUUUGUUAAAGAUACUAUGGAAAUAUCCAAGAAUGACAAAUCAAGAGAAGAUACACUCAACACACUCCCACACUUUAGAAAUGAAAAUGAAAAUGGUGAUGAAUGGCAAAAAAAUAAAACAGAUCAAUUAGCAAGAACAGACCAAUCUGCAAGUAUGUCUGACAGCUUUACUAACAACAGCACAGAAAAAUUUGCUCAGAUAGUAUCUGAUAAGUCUCACAGAGAGCAACAGCCUAGCAAUCUCAGUGACAUUGCUAGAAAUGUGUGUAUGAAAGAGUGUCUCUUCCCCAAAAGAAUAUCUCAAGGCAAUGAGGACCAUUUUGAAAAGACGGAACAUACAGCAGGAACUAGUUUAUCCUGUUUCUUUGAAGCUAAAGAAGGCAGUGUUCUUGUUUGUCCAGUUUGUAAUACAGAACAGAAAACCACCAGUCUUGUGUCAUUUAACAGACAUGUGGAUGUCUGCUUAAAUAAAGGUCUUAUACAGGAGCUGACAGAAAAAAAAGAUUUUCCUGCUGAGAAUUACAGUAUGGAAAACCAGAAUAGAGUUGGAGCUUUAAGCAAAGAACAGCAAUGCACAAAUCCAUCACAAGGAACAAAAAGGUCUGGAUUAACAACUUCACAAUCAGUAUCAAAAAAGACCAAGUUGAGCAAUUCCAAGCAUACAAUCAAAACGUUUUUUAAAUGACUGUGUAGCAGCAUAUUCUAUAUGAAGUAUUUCAUACGGUUUUAUGACUGCAAAUUAAUUUAGCAUUGUUGGUAGGCUGGAUUCAGGUGCCUGUCACUUUGGAGCCAUUGCAUAUCUGUAUAGAAAGAACAUGAUGUCUGAGGUAGAAGAAGAGGUGCAAAUAUAAAUAAGGUAAUUUUUUUGGUUUUUUUUAGAAUAGUACUUUUUUUUUCCCCAGUUGAUUCCAAGAAUCAAAAUCUGCUAGCACUACGAUUUUGUUUGUACUGAACAUGUAGAACUUUCUGAGAGCCAUGAGCAGCCUCAUGAAUUCUCUCUGCUGUUCAAAAAACGGAACAGAUUGGGUAGAGCUGCCAUUGAGCAAGCUUGUAGGGCAAGCUCCCUAGAGAGCAGGAAUCAUUAGCUAGGGUGCUACACUGUACUUACUGAAGGCUCUCUCAGGACACCUGACCUGCCAUUCUCUCUCAGGACCACACCUGACCUGCCAUCCUCACGGUGGUAAUCGUAGUAGCUCAGGCUGACACUUCCUUGGACAAUUCAAUGCCAAAUUUAGUUAUUAUAUUGGCUGUGUGAUAACAAAGAAGAGCUGAGUUGCUUGACUUCAGCUUACAAAUGUCUUCUCAGUGAGCAAAAAAACUUACUGGUCUCACAGUUUCAAAGGACAAGAACAAGAACUUAGAGCACUAUCAAGCUUUCAUUGUUUUACUGAAAAUUACUUCAGUAAGAAUCGAUGGACCAGCCGUGUCCAUCUCAUUGUGGUGAGAUACAGGAUGACUUCACUGAUUUAGAAAAUGUUAAUAAAACUGCUAAUUGAGAGAAGGAUUCCUGCAGUGUAGUCAGACAUGCUAUUUGAUCCUUGACCUUUCCAAAGAGAUUGAGAACUCUUCACGGUUCGAAAUUGUCACCAGUCAGUAGGACAUAAUUUGCUCUAAAUAAAAGGUCUCAUGGUGCAAUAAUAAUGAAUUAUGUGCAAAUAUGCAAGAUGAUGAACCUCUUACUGUUUACCUAUAUUUCUCUUUAAAAUUAUUUUUUAUUUCCGAAUAAAUUAUAUUUUAUCAGUGCAUAUGUUGAAGGAAGGAAUUAAGUGCAAAUAUUUAAAAUACACUGUUUAGCUUUUUCUGUUCAUGACAAAAUGCUUAAAGGAAUUUUAUUAUACUUAAAUAUUUAUCUGACAAAUAAUUUAUUAUGAUAGCAUAUUUCUUAGCAGUUACACAAACAGUGCUAAACCCUGUAUGAUAUAUAAAUUGCUUUUUGACUGCAAACUGAUUUAAAGAAGUGGCUACUGUAGAAACAUCUAUUUUGUUGUUUAACUGUUUUGGAAAUACUUGGGGAUUUGCUUGGUUUUUAAUCCAGUAUGUACAUGGUAUGUCUUAGAUGCCCAGGCUAAGUCCAGAAUGUGCUUUUUUGUUUCCAAAAUUGCUGGAAUGAUUACACCAUCUCAACCUGCUUGUCUGUUUGUUUGCCAGAUGCCACUGUACCCACAGCUCUGUCAUUUGACUUCAUGUCAGUGCUCCCUUACCUUCUUCAGACCAAAUCAGCUGGACUAGUUCAGACUGUGCAAAUUGAUUGAGUUGACUUUUUCUGAAGCAGGUCAGUGAGCAUUCAGCAUGAACUGUUCUGUUGGCAGAGGUGGGAGCUGGAAACUUUUGGUAGGAAAGACAUAAAAGCAGCUGGGGGAACAUUAAGCUGCCACUGCUGUUUAGAAAGUGAACACCUCUCCCUUUAUUAGUUUGUAUCUGUCUGAUUCAAUAAAGUGUAGAAUCUAAGUA